This is a messenger RNA of Tigriopus californicus, 2387 nucleotides long. RefSeq names its product E3 ubiquitin-protein ligase mind-bomb-like. NCBI's taxonomy places the organism in Eukaryota, Metazoa, Arthropoda, Copepoda, Harpacticoida, Harpacticidae. The coding region runs from base 274 to 1854 and encodes 526 amino acids. Gene Ontology annotation, molecular function: protein binding. The transcript has 2 exons. The record is from RefSeq and is a predicted model, not a curated record.
ACGUCACAAAUAAUUGUCAUGUGAUGAUGAGAAACUAUCUCAGUAAGCCACUACCAUUAAAAGCGUAAUUGCACCCUGCCUUAAGCAUUCAACGUACGUCGUUCAAACUUCCCGGCCCUCCCAGCUGCUCCAAUGAGAAAGUCGUUGGCCUGGAGCUGAUCUGCUGGCCUCUGUUCCACUUGGAACGGUCCAAAAAUCAACCAGAACAGCUGAGAGGCCAAAAACAAAGGCCCACUCUUCAGCAAUGAAUACGAUCUGAUUAUUUUGACCAAGAUGGCAGACAAAAGACACUCUGCGGAAAGCAAUACUGGCUCAUUAUGGAGCGCUUGUGAUCGAGGGGAUACGGACGCCGUGAUUCGCCUCUUGAACAAAAGUCAUCGCGAUGUGAACGCCAGAAAUUGUCUUGGAUGCACACCCCUGUUGUACGCGUGUGGUAGUGGCCAUUUGGAAACCGUGAGUCACACUUCAAGCUAUCGAGUUGCAAUUAAAAAGGAUGAAAGAAACUUUCAAUUUCACUCAUUCCCCUUCCCCCUCACUGCUCUUAUUUUUGCUGGCAAUUCGAUGGAUGGAUGUUGUUUGUGCCCACAGGUUCGCUAUCUCCUGACUCGACCUGAUAUCGAUGUGAAUCGGUGCAAUAAUGAUCGUUUGACAAGUUUCAUGCUGGCCAUGCAAGGCGGUGCGCUCAUCGGGAAGUCCUCCGAAUCCUCUUGGCCGGGAUGGGAAAAUCAAGGCUCAAAUGCUCACGAGAAAAUGAAGCGACUCAUUGACUUACCCGCUACGGAUGACUUGGAAUGGACUCGACACGACAGGUUUCUAUUCUUCUCCUUUCGAUAUGCCAUGGUGUACUUUUGGCACUCUCAAAUGAGUAUGAGUGAUAUUUUUGACGAUGCCUUUUGGUUAUUCGUUAGGUGGACUGCCUUGAUGGAGGCUUGCAACUUUGGGCACAAGUCUGUUGUGGAGCUCUUGGUGCAAGUCCCUCAGAUCGAUUUUGAUGCCAUCAACCUCCGAGGUCAGAGGGCACAAGAUGUGGCCAUCAGUCGGGGUCACGAUUCUCUCGGGAAGAUCAUCGAUGCUGCUAAGCGAAAUCAAGAUAAUCCAGAAGAGUUGCCGCGAAUCCAGGAGUUGGAGGAAAAAGUUCAAAGCUUGAAAAUUGAGACCAGACAACGUUUGGUGAAGGGAAUCGAGGUGAAAUAUGCUCAAAUGCGAGACCUGAAACUCCACCAGGAAUCCGAGAUCUGUCCAUUGUCAGCCAAGAUUGACGUACUUCAAAACCAAUUGGAGGAAGCCAUGAAACAACGACUCACACUGAUCACGCGGCAUGUUCGCGAAAUCAAAGGCGUUGAGGAUGAAAUCAAACAAAUGAAGAAGAAAUUGGAUAACUUUGAUAUGUACACCGACCUGAGCACCAUCACGUCGAAAAGCCGUCUGUCGAAAUCCACGGAGCAUUUAGAUGUGAACCCGUUCCAAGCGUUUGAAAAGGAUUUCGAAUGCUCGGUCUGUUUGGAGGAAAUGAAACCGCCCGUAAAGAUCUUCCAAUGCCGAAAUGGUCACGUGCUCUGCGAAACUUGUAAGGACCAUCCGGAAGUGAACAGAUGUCCCUCGUGUCGAAUCCCGUUAAAUGCUCAAAUCAAUUUGCUUCGGAAUCUCCCAAUGGAGAAAGUGGCUAGGUCGUACUUCGAGAAAGUUGAGAGUGUUGACCAGCUUUCCGGACGGUCUGGGUCGGUUUCGUCAUCUGGAUCUCCCCGACCAUCUUUUGUCAGGCCGGAAACUUUCCGGGCUGGACCUCGAGCUUUAGCAGAUCAAACGGCGGUUGCAUUCAUGAGUAGCCCAGACGUGUCUCAAUGGGAUUUGUAAGGCUCGUGUGUCAGUUCAAACCGUUGUUGCUCAUCUGUCUGCCUUUCGUGGGAAAUCUUUGAUCUUUGGGUCUAAGGCAGCUAAAUCAUUUAUGCAAGUUCCCCCACCUUAAGCGUAAUCAAGGUGAACAAUAUUCCUGUACUUAGUGUGGAGAUAAAAGUAACUGAGCUGGAGGGAAACAAAAUUGAUUGGGGUUACUGGCAUGCCUGGGGCCUUCUUGCCACUUCGAUUUUCAAAUAAUCCAAAUGAUUAUGAUAGCUGUCUGCAAAGAUUUCUUCCAGUUUAAUGGUGUUUAACAGCCUCAGUAUUCAAAAAAUGGUCUUCAUCUUCCAUUUCCAGCAUGUUCUAGUUGCUUCCGAUUCUUUUUGUUGGGGUCAACGACGAAUUAGUUAUUUUGCGGAUGACAAUGGACCAAAUAUUUGCACAUCGAAUGGAUCUGUUGCCAUUUCAACCAACGAAUCAUUUUCGCACUCUUUCCUAAGAAACUCGCCCCUUUAUACAUGAAAUACAAUGUCUAGCGUCUGUUCGUGAGA